Molecule: messenger RNA, 942 nt
Organism: Callorhinus ursinus (northern fur seal)
Lineage: Eukaryota; Metazoa; Chordata; Mammalia; Carnivora; Otariidae
Product: olfactory receptor 5G9-like
Biological process (GO): G protein-coupled receptor signaling pathway
Cellular component (GO): membrane
Molecular function (GO): olfactory receptor activity
Source: RefSeq, a predicted model, not a curated record
AUGGCUGAUGGAAACUAUACAAGAAUCACAGAGUUUAUUUUCAUAGGCUCAAGGUAUCAUCCUCAGAUGCAAGUCUUCUUUUUCUUGCUCUUUCUACUUUUUUACCUUGUUACCAUGACAGGAAACUUGGGUAUGAUUAUUCUCAUCCAGAUGGAUUCCCGCCUUCACACUCCCAUGUACUUUUUUCUCAGUCACCUGUCCUUUGUGGACAUCUGCUUUUCGUCAGUAGUGGGUCCCAAGAUGCUCAGUGACUUCUUUGCUGAAAGGAAGGCCAUCUCCUUCUUGGGCUGUGCUUUGCAGCAAUGGUUCUUUGGGUUCUUUGUGGCCAUUGAGUGUCUUCUGCUGGCGUCCAUGGCCUGUGACUGCUGUGUGGCCAUCUGUAGCCCAUUAUUGUAUUCCGUUACCAUGUCGCAGAGCCUUUGCAUACAGCCGGUGGUUGGACCCUAUACUGUUGGGUUCCUGAGCACCAUGACUCAUACAACAGCUGCCUUCCGGCUUACCUUUUGCCGCUCCAACAUUAUCGAUCAUUUCUUCUGUGACAUGUCCCCCCUUCUUUCUCUGGUAUGUGCUGACACCCGGAUCAAUAAAUUGUUGGUUUUUAUUGUGGCUGGAGCCGUCCUGGUUGUCAGUAGCCUGACCCUUAUAAUCUCUUAUUUUUACAUCCCUGCCAUCCUGAGGAUCCGCUCUGCAGAUGGGAGGCGCAAGGCCCUUUCCACCUGCUCCUCCCAUCUCACGACGGUGUCCAUCUUAUACGGGACUCUCUUCUUUAUCUAUGUAAGGCCAGGUGCAUUUUUUUCUCUGGACGUCAAUGAAGUGCUGUCAGUGUUCCGCACCGCGGUGAUCCCCACGUUGAAUCCUCUCAUCUACAGCUUGAGAAAUAAAGAAGUGAAAGCUGCCAUGCGCAGAACGAUCGUCAGGAGGAAGUUCUGCAUCAGAAGCUAA